Musca vetustissima is the source of this 981-nucleotide messenger RNA. RefSeq names its product succinate dehydrogenase [ubiquinone] iron-sulfur subunit-like. Gene Ontology annotation, molecular function: electron transfer activity; 2 iron, 2 sulfur cluster binding. Lineage: Eukaryota; Metazoa; Arthropoda; Insecta; Diptera; Muscidae. The record is from RefSeq and is a predicted model, not a curated record. The transcript has a single exon. Gene Ontology annotation, cellular component: mitochondrial membrane. The coding region runs from base 1 to 981 and encodes 326 amino acids. Gene Ontology annotation, biological process: tricarboxylic acid cycle; aerobic respiration; respiratory electron transport chain.
AUGACUCCUUGUAAAUUUUCCACAAUUUCCAAGAAUUUCUUUAAAAUUGGAAUUCCAUGGCAAACGCGUUUUAUGAGUGCUGCCAGCAAUAAACAAUGUCCUGGAAAUUCGUCCCAAAAACCACCACCAACUCCUAAGGCGUCAAUGAAACCCAAUAAAGAAGAAACCAAAGCACUAACCGUCCCAACACCGGUAGCGCCACCACCAAAAAAGCCACAAAUAAAAACCGUUCAAAUAUAUCGCUGGAAACCGGGUGAGAAGGCUCACCUGCAAACCUAUAAAAUUGAUUUGACCCAAUGUGGUCCAAUGGUUUUGGAUAUUUUGAUUAAAAUUAAAAAUGAAAUUGAUCAAACAUUGACAUUUCGCCGGUCUUGUCGUGAAGGUAUCUGCGGUUCAUGUGCCAUGAAUAUAGAUGGUCUCAAUACCCUGGCAUGUACAUGUAAAACUGAUAAAAAUCUAUCGAAGCCCUUGCGCAUUUACCCACUGCCGCAUAUGUAUGUGGUACGUGACUUGGUACCCGAUCUUUCACAAUUCUAUGAACAAUAUCGUUCGAUACAGCCAUGGUUGCAACGUUGCUGCAAGGGGAUUAAGGAGGUAACUGGAGCAGCACAAUAUUUACAACAUCCCGCAGAUCGUGAUGUAUUGGAUGGGCUGUAUGAAUGUAUAUUGUGUUGUUGUUGCCAAUCAUCGUGCCCCUCAUAUUGGUGGAAUAGUGAUCGUUAUUUGGGUCCAGCUGUUCUAAUGCAAGCAUAUCGUUGGAUUAUCGAUUCCCGUGAUGAAGCAACCGAAGAACGUUUGAAUUAUCUCAGGGAUCCAUAUAAAAUAUAUCGUUGCCACACCAUUAUGAAUUGUACAAACACCUGUCCCAAGGGUUUGAAUCCAGCUAAGGCGAUUGCUAAAUUGAAGCAACUAUUGGCUGGUUAUAGUAAGAAGGCAAAUCCGAAAUUGGAUACUGGAAAGAUUUUUAAAAGCUUGAAAUGA